AUGGGUGGUACACCGCGCUACCCGUACCCACGCGACGUCUGGUCGCCAGCUGGCGGCUGGUGGCCGCAUCCUCGCGCUUGGCGUAGGAACACUGCAGUGGCAGCGUUCGGCCUCGUUCUUGUUCUGACGCCGAUCUUCAUCUACUCUGAGCGGAUCUCCGAACGGCCUGAGGACGCCGCACGCCAGAUCCCUUGGCGGCCGUGGGUCAAGGUGCGGGCAAACUCCAUGACGUCAGAAACUGAACCCGGGCAGCACUGA
Messenger RNA from Cyanidioschyzon merolae strain 10D, 258 nucleotides. RefSeq lists its product as hypothetical. The transcript has a single exon. NCBI's taxonomy places the organism in Eukaryota, Rhodophyta, Bangiophyceae, Cyanidiales, Cyanidiaceae. The coding region runs from base 1 to 258 and encodes 85 amino acids. The record is from RefSeq and is a predicted model, not a curated record.